AUGCCGAGGUCUUUUUUGGUGGAUUCGUUGAUUUUAAGAGAGGCCAACGACAAGGGGAGCGAGAACAGCUCGCCUCUCUUCCCUUACGCGGUGCACUCGCCCGGCCACCACCCGCACGGACUGCCGGGCUCCUGCCACUCCAGGAAGGCCGGGCUGCUGUGCUUCUGCCCGUUGUGCAUGGCCGCCUCGCAGCUGCACCCUUCUCCGCCCGCGCUACCGCUCCUCAAAGCCUCCUUCCCGGCUUUCGGUUCGCAGUACUGCCACACGGCCCUGUCCAGGCAGCACACCUCAUCCAACAUCAACCUCGGCCACGGAGCCGCCAUGUACCAGGCCGCCUACACGGUCCCUGAUCCGCGACAGUACCACUGCAUUUCCAUCGAAAACAGCAACAGCAAACUUCAGAGUAGCAAACGCAUGCGCACGGCCUUCACCAGCACGCAACUUUUGGAGCUGGAGCGGGAGUUCACCUCCAAUAUGUACCUGUCCAGGUUGAGGCGCAUUGAGAUCGCCACCUACCUCAACCUGUCCGAGAAGCAGGUCAAGAUCUGGUUCCAGAACCGCAGGGUGAAGCACAAAAAAGAGGGCAAGAGCGGAUCCGGAGGACCGCGGACUGCCACCAACGGCUGCAAAUGCUCGUCGGCAGCCAGGUGCUCGGAGGAAGAAGAGGAAGACAUGCCGGUGUCGCCUUCAUCAUUCUCCGAAAAGGAUGAUGUGGACUUGUCCGUCUCCCCCUGA
Syngnathus typhle (broad-nosed pipefish) is the source of this 735-nucleotide messenger RNA. RefSeq names its product GS homeobox 1 (gene gsx1). Gene Ontology annotation, molecular function: sequence-specific double-stranded DNA binding; DNA-binding transcription factor activity, RNA polymerase II-specific. The coding region runs from base 1 to 735 and encodes 244 amino acids. The transcript has 2 exons. Gene Ontology annotation, biological process: regulation of DNA-templated transcription. Lineage: Eukaryota; Metazoa; Chordata; Actinopteri; Syngnathiformes; Syngnathidae. Gene Ontology annotation, cellular component: nucleus. The record is from RefSeq and is a predicted model, not a curated record.